AUGCUUACUGUCCCCACCAAGUCCCCUGGUCGACUCAUGUUGGUAGCCCUUUGGCUCCACUUUAUAAUCACCACGAACGCUGAUAUGGAGUUUCUCAAUUCGAAGCCUCAUGAGAAGAAACACACCCAUGAGCAUUCGGGCCAUCAUCACAUCAAGAACGGUCUCGAGAAAGAUAGUCGUUUUCACCCGAAGAUCCACAACGAGGCUCAUCACGGACACGGUGAAAAGGUCAAGUCUAAACGUCAGAGCAGCUCUAUAUUGGAACAGCACAGUGCACCAAGAAGGAGACUCAGGGAUGCUCAAAGUGACCACUCUGAUGUAAUCCAACAAUUAUCGGAGCCGUUGGUGCAACCCCUUCCGACUGAACAGGACGAGGCUGACCUUUUUAAUAGUAAGACCGAUCUCUUGGAUACUAAGGCCUUCCUCACAGACCCGGAUCUGCAGCCGAUAUACUAUCAUUCUGCUCUGGAAACGAACUCCCACUCGGCUGCUGGAGGCAAUUCCACUGUCGCUCCGCCUGAGUCGAGUACGGGUAUUACAGCUCCUCCCCAAACUGCUCCCGUUGUCGUUGCUGAAGAACCUCAAACCGGUUGGCUCCAUAAGAUCACCCAUGUAUGUCUCGCCGUCAUUGGUAUAUGCCUCCUCUUGGUCGGAGUCAUCGCAGUCGUCCAUACAGGCUACCGUCGGAAGGUUUUGGACAGCAUCAAGUCCCAGGGAAGGAUCAAGGAAGUGUUGAGCGCGUCGUGGUAUAGAGUUGGCAAUUAUUUCGGCAAUGCGAAAUCGGAGGAGGAAUCUGGCUUCCCAAUCAUUGUCGAUCCGUUCCCGGCUCAUCCGGGGACCAUCGGAGGUGCCUAG
Molecule: messenger RNA, 855 nt
Organism: Perkinsus marinus ATCC 50983
Lineage: Eukaryota; Perkinsozoa; Perkinsida; Perkinsidae
Exons: 10
Coding region: 1-855 (284 amino acids)
Source: RefSeq, a predicted model, not a curated record